This is a messenger RNA of Daktulosphaira vitifoliae (grape phylloxera), 5253 nucleotides long. RefSeq lists its product as uncharacterized. The record is from RefSeq and is a predicted model, not a curated record. NCBI's taxonomy places the organism in Eukaryota, Metazoa, Arthropoda, Insecta, Hemiptera, Phylloxeridae. Gene Ontology annotation, biological process: DNA integration. The transcript has a single exon. The coding region runs from base 1 to 5253 and encodes 1750 amino acids. Gene Ontology annotation, molecular function: nucleic acid binding.
AUGUCGCCACCCGUUUCUGUCGCAUAUGUUGAUGCAAAAGCUCGCGUCGUGCGUGCAAUAAAUCGAGUUAAUACAUUUGUUCACGCUAUGAAUGAAUUCAACAAAGAUAGGUUAAGUGCCGAGAAACGGGCCAAAAUAAAAAAUAUGUUAACUGAAUUAAAUAAUAUUCGAAAAUGUGUCGAAGAAGAUGUUCAGUUAAUGGAAACUGCCGUUGGUAAUAAAUCAGCGCCGAAUGACGUCAUUGAUUGUUCGGCUAGUAACUCAUUAAUAGAUAGUUUUGACUCGCUUUAUUAUGAUCUUGCGGCGUUUGCUGAUAUUAAUCAAAUGUCUCUGUUUCAAAAAAAGGAUGUAGCUUUGUCAGAAAAUGUCACUAUGUCUCAACCAUUAGACGCUUCGAAUUCUUUUUUACAAAGUAUACAAUAUCCGAAACGUAAAUUUCCUACCUUUUCCGGUAACAUGAAAGAGUGGCAAAAUUUUGAGCAACUUUUCACUUCAAUCUUGUCGCAUACCCCGCAUAUAUCCGAUGUCGAAAAGUUUGAAAUUUUAAAGACGUCCCUCGAAGGUGAAGCGCAAACAUUAGUAUCUCAUCUUUCGUUGACCAUUGCAAAUUAUCAUAGUGCGUGGGAGAUAUUGCGGGCGAGAUACGGAAAUAAACGUGAUUUAGCUCGCAUUCAUUUUGAGCCCUUACUAGCUUCAUAUAUAGUAAAAGCUAACGAUGCAAGUUCAAUAAAAAAUUUAUUAAAUUGUAUUUUGGAACAUACAGCCGCGUUAGAUAAUCUUGACUUUGUCACAAGACAAUGGAGUCCGAUACUCAUUCAUAUCUUUGAAAAACAUCUCGACCGAGAAUUACGUGCUCGAUGGGAAACGACUGUUGGUGAAAAACAUAAUCCAAAAUUAAAUGAAUUUGUAGACUUUCUACGUCGUCAAAUUAGAACUGCUGAUAUUCAUUCGAUUCCGUAUUCAACAGCACCACUAUACAGUCAACAAAAACAAGUUGAUAAACAAAGUAAAUUUUCGAAUGCUAAAUGCCGGUCUCAAUUUUCGUCAAAAGUACUAGCUACUACAGCUGCUCAGUCACUAGGUAUUCAAUGUAUAUUGUGUAAGCAAUCUCAUUCAAUUCGAAAGUGUCCACAAUUUACUAAUAAAACCGCUCAAGAACGCUUUCAAAUAGCAAAAUCUCAUCAUCUUUGUAUUAAUUGUCUUGGUCUCGGUCAUUCUUCUGUGUCUUGUUCCUCUAAAAAUAAAUGUCAAACAUGUAAUCGGUCUCACCAUACAUUACUGCAUUUCGGGUCUUCGUCUUCUCCAACCACUGCAGCUACUUGUGAUGAACCAAGUACUUCGUCGUUAGUUGUUAGAGGUCAACCACAGCGCAUAAUAUUGUUGUCUACUAUACUUUUUGACGUGUUAGCUGCAAAUGGAACGCGAAAAACUUUUAGAGCUCUGUUAGAUAGUGGUUCGCAAGCUAGUUUUAUGACAGAACAUUGUGCCAAUUUAUUAAUGGUUAAAAAGUGUCCGUCAAAUGUUAAAAUUAAUACUUUCGCUAAUCAUACGUCGACAACUGUUCGGGGAAAAUCAAACGUUACUUUGGUACCUCGUGGUAGUCAGUCACCAUCUGUACAUGUAGAAGUUUUGAUUGUUACUCAUAUAACAGAAGCUACCCCGCACACGUCCUUAAUGCAUAAAAAUUGGCCACACUUAAAUAACUUAUCGCUGGCUGAUCCAUUAUAUAAUGUGCCUGGUUCAAUUGAUUUGUUACUUGGAGCAGACGUCUUACCUGAAAUUUUACUCGAUGGAAAAAUAUCUGGUAAACCAGGUCAACCCAUUGCGAUGGAAACUAUUUUUGGAUGGACUCUAAUAGGUCCAGUAGAACAGUGUAAUAAACCAGCAAUUACUUCAUUAAAUAUUACUGUCUCAGAUACCUUGGACACUACGUUGAAAAAGUUCUGGGAGAUAGAAGAAAUGCCUUCUACUCGCCAUUUCAGUCUUGAUGAUAAAAUGGCUGAACAAAUUUAUCAAGAGACUACAACUCGUGUCAGUAGUGGACGGUUUAUGGUCACCAUACCAUUUAGAACUCCUCGACCGAUAUUAGGAGAUUCUAAAUCGAUUGCUUUGCGUCGGUUUAAAUUUUUAGAAGCUCGAUUAAAUAAUAAUCAGACUCUUCGUGAUCAAUACAUUAAUUUUAUGAAAGAUUAUCUAACUGCUGGUCAUAUGGAACUUGUACCUUUAGCAGAAAUUGCAACUGCGCACGCGUACUAUAUUCCUCAUCAUUGCGUACUUCGACCUGAUAGUAAUACCACCAAAUUGCGCGUCGUAUUCAAUGCUUCAGCACGGACAAGUGCUGGUUUGUCUUUAAAUGAAUCUAUGUAUACAGGACCUAAACUUCAACCUGAUAUACAAGCUAUUCUAUUACGUGCACGGAUUUGGAAGUAUCUGUUCAUCACAGAUGUAAAACAGAUGUACCGACAAAUUUUAGUACAACCAACUGAUCGAGACUACUUAAGAAUAUUUUGGCGUUUUUCACAAAAUGAUCCGAUUAGUGAAUAUCGAUUGUGUACCGUCACAUAUGGGACAUCCGCAGCUCCUUUUCAAGCACUGCGUACCAUUCGUGAGUUAGCUAACGUUGAUGGCCAGUUAUAUCCACAGGCAGCUGAAAUACUGUUGAAUGACACGUUUGUGGAUGACAUAAUUACUGGAGCCAAUUCAGAAAAAAACGCUUUAGAUUACCAAACCCAACUUAUAAAAUUGUGUUCCCUUGCUCAGUUUGAACUGCGAAAAUGGGCAAGUAAUAGUAGUCAAGUUCUUCAAGCUGUUUCUGAAAAUGCAAGAGCAAUGUCACCUUCCCUGUUACUUAAUAAAAGCGAACAGUCUGAUGUAAAAGUACUUGGUUUAAGAUGGGAUCCAAAAACUGAUAAUUUUUCAUUCCUAACUCAAAGUACAUCAACAACGUUGACCAAACGAUCAAUUUUGUCAGACAUAGCACGAGUUUUUGAUCCGUUAGGACUGCUCUCUCCAGUAACCUUCCUAGCAAAACACAUAAUGCAGCUACUCUGGACAGCUGGCACUAAUUGGGAUGAUCCUGUGCCCACAGAAAUCCAAAAUGUUUGGAAACGUUACCAAACGGAACUUAAAUGCAUUGAAGAUAUUGAAAUUCCCCGAAGAAUAACACGUGAUGAAGUUCUUUCUGUUCAACUUCAUGCCUUUUGUGAUAGUUCUGAAAAAGGAUAUGCUGCAGCUGUAUAUAUUCGAAUUCACACAUCUUCUGGUAUUUCUUGUCAACUAAUUAUUGGAAAAUCAAAAGUAGCGCCACUAAAAAAGUAUACAAUUCCUCGACUGGAAUUAUGUGGAGCAUUACUUGCUGCGAAAUUACUUCGUUUCGUUGUUGAGACUAUCUCUAAUCGACUCAACGUCGAUUGUCUUUUUGCGUGGACAGAUUCUACCACUGUUUUGGCUUGGUUAAAAUCUUCGCCUCACCGUUGGCAAACUUUUGUCGCAAAUCGUACCAGCCAGAUCCAAGAUCUUACACCACCAUCUAUUUGGCAUUACGUUCCUACUCAACAAAAUCCUGUCGAUUGUGCUUCUCGCGGGCUGUACCCUGAAGAGCUUAAAAAUCAUCCAUUGUGGUGGUCAGGUCCUUUGUUUUUAAAGAACCCUCAGGAACAUUGGCCAUCAUCUCCAACAUCUGCUACUCAUGAUUCAAACAACUCUAAUUGCAACAUCGAGGAAAAAACUCAAACUGUUCUAGUUGUUAAUGUAACAACGUCGAUUAUCGAUCUCCUAAACCGAUUUUCGUCUCUUAACAAGAUUCUUCGAAUUAUUGCAUAUUGUCGUAGAUUUUUAACAGUUCGUCGUAAUCCAUUGACGCCUUUUACAAUUAGUAUUUCUGCUAAGGAAUUGUCCAAAGCUAUGUUGUCAAUAGUGUAUUAUGUUCAACGAGAAACGUAUGCAGCCGACAUCACAUGUCUGUUAAAUGGACAUCGUUGUUCUAAAAACCUUCGGUGUCUGGACCCUUUUAUUGAUGAGUAUGGUUUUGUAAGAGUCGGUGGUCGUCUACGAAAGGCAGAUGUGCCCUUCUCUCAAAAACAUCCACUUCUGUUACCCUGUCAGCAUCGGUUAACUAACUUAUUGAUAGACUCUUAUCACCAACGUCUACAACAUCCAGGAUCUAUUGCGCUACAAGCGUCUUUGCAAAAAGAGUAUUGGAUUCAGUCUGCUCGAAAAGCUAUACGAUCACGAUUGAGAUUAUGUGUUGCCUGUUUUCGAACAAAUCCUCGUUGCUUACAACCAAAAAUGGCCGACUUACCAAAAUAUCGAGUCCAACAAAUAAAACCAUUUUCAAUAAGUGGAGUCGAUUACGCUGGGCCAAUCACUCUGAAGUCAACGCGAGGGCGACGAAGUCCUGAUAUGUCUGCAUAUAUAUGUUUGUUUAUAUGUAUGGCCACAAAGGCAAUCCAUUUAGAACUAAGUUCUGAUUUAUCAACUGAAAAAUUUUUAAUGGCGUUUACGAGGUUUGUGUCGCGUCGAGGACCAAUUCAGGAGAUUCACAGUGACUGCGGCUCCAACUUUAUCGGUGCUUCUCGUCUACUAAAAAAAUGUCUCUCGCCACUACAAGCAUUGACAACCUCUGCUGAUUUCCAGAACACUGUACAUGAACAGCUUUCCAAACGUAAUAUCAGCUGGUACUUUAAUCCACCUGCUUCACCUCAUUUCGGUGGGCUUUGGGAAGCCGGUGUUAAGUCCACCAAAUCACUAAUUUAUCGGUCAAUUGGUCUUCACAAGUUAACUAGUGAAGAAUUUUCUACUCUUCUCACUCAAAUAGAAGCAACAUUGAACUCCCGACCACUUUGCGCGCUCAGUACUGAUCCGAAUGAUUUCAAUGUUCUAACGCCUAGCCAUUUCCUCACAUUCGAACCUACAACGUCGUUACCCGAACCGUCAUUAGAAAAUGUUUCGCUUUCCAAACUGCAGCGAUGGCGUUUAAUUUUGGAUAUACAAAACUAUUUUUGGUCUCGUUGGAAAAAUGAGUACUUGUCCAGCCUUCAGCUACGAAGAAAGUGGACUGACAACCAUGAUCAAAUUCAAGAAAAUGAUCUUGUGAUACUGAAAGAGUCAACUCAUCCUCUUCAUUGGAAAAUGGGUCGUGUUCGUCAGCUGCAUCCAGGCUCCGAUGGAGUAACCCGCGUUGCAACGGUAGAAACAGCCACAAGCCGCUUUCUCAGACCGCUAGUAAAGUUGUGUCCAUUACCCACAUCUUGA